AAAAAAAAAAAUUUUUUUCAACAAUUUUGAAUUAAAAAAAAAAAUUUAUAAAAAAAAUCAUGAUAAUAAUUUAAUCACUGAAUGAAUAAUAAUUUUUACGAAAGUCUAAUUUUUAUAAAGAAAAAAAAAAAAAAAAUUGUAUCAAAGAUUUUCGUAUUUUAAUGAAAUAAAAUGAUUUUCAGAUGAAUAAAUAUCUGUGGGCUGUUAUGCUACAUAAGUGGGCCAUAAACAUUUUUGAUUUACGUAAAGUUGGAGGGUGCGAUUUUGCCUUCGUGAAUUCAAUCAUAAAAUUGGAAGAUAUUUGUAAAGUGGUGGGAGUAUUGAGAGAAUUGAGAAAAGAGAUUGCAUUACAAAGUCUUGAAAUAACUUUAGUAUACUUCCAGAGUUCGGCGCUUAUAAUUCCAGUAUAGUCUCACAGCUUAUUUGAUAUAGAUGAAAGAGAGAAGAUAUGAGAUCUUUUUUUAAAUCUUAAAUCCACACUUCCCACAUUAUUUACAUCAAAUGUGUGAAAUUUAAAUUUAUUUCAAAAAAAUCACAUUUCUUUUGCAAAUUCACCUAAGAACAUUUAAAAAAAAAAAAACAAAACACGUUUUUCUAAAAUACGUGAGCACAUGCUGGAUGGUCUCUCUCUAAUAUUCUAAAACUCGAGGAUUAAUUUUAGAGAGCAUUUUAAGCAAAAAGAAGAUGAAACAUUACUGCAGUUUACAAAUUAUUACUCAUAAAUAACACCUACACCGAAUACAUCUUUGACAUAUAUAUAUAUAUUUUUUUGUUUGUUCGAAGAAUGGAGGAAGAUGAAGAAAUUUGGAUGGACGAUUUGGGAAGUAUUUCAUCAGAAGAAAGUUCAGAAUCUUGUGCACGUCCAAAGCACAGGCAAAUGUUUUAUCAAAAUCAACUUUGGCGUGAAGAGGAUAUAAUUCGUGCAAUUAGUAAUUUACCAGCUGGAGAAACGGCUCUUUCUCUUUUACCAACAUUAAAUGGAGAGAAAUUAGAUAAAGUUAUUGAAGAAAUAAAAAAUCUCGAUUUUUCUGAAACAAAAAUGAAAAAUCAAAUGUUACUUAUUCCUCGAUUUGCAAAUGGUGGAUUAAGAAAAGCGUCAUUGGCAGCUGAAAAUGAAACAGCCGCCACAGCAACGCCAGAAGAAUUAUUAUCAAAAUGGCCAAAUACUUGUCUAUUGGUAUCGUCAUGGUUGGGACAAAUAGAAUUGGUAAAAGUACUUUUGGAAAAAGGUGCCGAAGUUUCGUUUCGUGACAACGACGGCAGAACGUCACUUCAUCUUGCAUCGUGUAAUGGAUCAGUGAAAAUAGUUGAAGAAUUAUUGUCACAUGGCGCCGAUUCAAGUGAAUGGGAUUUUCACAAAAUUUGCACAUCUCUACAUUGUGCAGCAGCUUCAGGUGAUGUUGAAACAGUGAAAAUUCUUUUAGAAGCAGGCGCUGAUUUUAAUGCCGGAAUUUCUGGAAGAAGUCCUCUUCAUUAUGCCGUACUCAGUAAUAAUUCAAAUUGCGUUGAAACUCUCCUCAGAGCUGGUGCUUCGCCCAAUAAUCCUCAGGUUUAUACGGAAACUCCAUUACACGUGGCGGCAAGUUUAGGAUCAGCGACAUGUGUAAAUCUUCUUUUAUGUUUUGGCGCCGAUGUUCGCGUGCAAAUGGGAACGGCAAGAUCAACACCAUUACAUUUAUCAGCUGAGGAAGGUAGCGCUGAAUGUACAAAAUUACUUCUUGAUUAUCAAGCCUCAUGCGAUGCUAAAAAUUCAAAAGGACAAACCCCAUUGCAUUUGGCAGCAUUGGCACAAUCUGCCGAGACAAUGGAAAUUUUAAUAUCGAAAGGAGCGAACGUUAAUGAAGAAGACAAUGAUGGUAGAACGCCACUUCAUGCAGCUGUUGCAAAAUCAAUUCGAGGAUGUGAACUUGUGAAAAUGCUCAUACAAGCUGGAGCGGAAAUCAAUAAAGCUGACAAAUUUGGCUACACACCGUUACAUAUUGCAGCGUUGAGCGAAAGUUCAUCAACAGUGAUGCUAUUGGUGACAAAAGCAGCUGACGUUACUGCAAGAACAAAAGGUGGAAUAUCGGCAUUAAGUUUUAUAAUUCGACGAACACCUGAUAUUCUUCCACGAUUUAUUUCACGUUUAGAUCAGGCAAUUUCACUUCACGAUCAUGAAUUAGGUGAUGUUGAUUGUGAAUUGCGUUUGGAUUUUCGCGCUCUCGUUCCUGGUGGACGUGGUGAAACUGAUUUAAUGUUAUGUCUCGUUGAAGUUGGACAACGUCAUAUUCUUAAACAUCCAUUGUGCGAGAGUUUUCUUUAUUUAAAAUGGUUGAGAAUAAGAAAAUUUUUUCUCUUUAGUUUAAUAUUUCAUUCAAUUUUCGUUGCAAUGUUCACAAGUUAUAUUGCAUUUACAUUUUUUUGGAAACUCGCUCAUAUGAGCGAUAUUUUUUUUUGGCCUGUGAUUUUAUUUACAAUUAUUCUUGCGUGUAAGGAAAUUUUUCAAUUGGCACAUGGCGUUUGUAGUUAUGCAAAAGGAUGGGAAAAUGUUCUUCAAUGGAGUGUUAUUAUUACAUCGGGAAUUGUAUUAUGUAAAGUGUCUAAUGUUUGGCAUCAUCAUAUCGCUGCAUUGGGAGUUUUACUUGUUUGGGUUGAAUUAAUGAUGGUUGUCGGUCGUUUUCCAAUGUUUGGCAUUUAUGUUCAAAUGUUCACUCAGGUUGCUAUUAAUUUUUUCAAAUUUUUAGGCGCUUACAUGAGUUUAAUAAUUGGCUUUUCAUUAAGCUUUAGCGUUCUUCAUGAUAAUUAUAAAUCAUUUAAAAAUCCUCUUGUUGGCUUGUUAAAAACAAUUAUCAUGAUGUCAGGUGAAUUAGAAUUUGAAGAUGUAUUUUUCGAUGACAAAGCACGUGUUCUUUAUCCGGGUACAGCGCAUCUUAUGCUAUUGGCUUUUGUCAUUCUUGUGACGGUGAUUCUCACGAAUCUUAUGAUGGGACUUGCUGUUUCUGAUAUUCAAGAAUUAAGAAGAUGCGCUGGUUUAGAUAGAUUAAUAAGAAGAGCACAAUUGGUUGCACAUUUGGAAAAUUUAUUAUUUUCCAAACUUUUGGAUUUUGCGCCAAUGAAAAUUGUCAAAGCCUGCCGAUCGGGUGCAUUGUUACUUCAUUUACCGCAUCAUUGUGCAAUUCAUAUACGUCCAAAUGAUCCACGUGAAAAUCGUUUACCUCGUGAUUUAAUAAAAAGUGUCUAUCGUCUUGUUAGUGAGAGGAAAAAUAAAUUUUUUAAAAAACCAGAAAUGACGAGAAAUGGAAAUGAUAUUGGAAUUAGUGAUGUUAAAUUAAAUCGUCUUUACAGUAGUAAUUCUGUUAAUGACAGUAAUCGACAAUUAAGUGAAAUUGCCAAUGAAUUGAAAAGAUGUGCACAAACAAUUAGCACGCAAUUGGAUUCAUUGACAAAUAAAGUUGAAUAUAUUGCCAGGGAAAUUGAUCUGUCGAUAACUAAUUAGUUUUAAAAAUUAUUUAUGUGAAAUUGUAUUUUUUUUUCA
Messenger RNA from Leptopilina boulardi, 3514 nucleotides. RefSeq names its product transient receptor potential channel pyrexia-like. Gene Ontology annotation, cellular component: membrane. NCBI's taxonomy places the organism in Eukaryota, Metazoa, Arthropoda, Insecta, Hymenoptera, Figitidae. Bases 785 to 3475 code for a protein of 896 amino acids. Gene Ontology annotation, biological process: transmembrane transport; monoatomic ion transport. Gene Ontology annotation, molecular function: protein binding; monoatomic ion channel activity. The record is from RefSeq and is a predicted model, not a curated record. The transcript is spliced from 7 exons.